This is a messenger RNA of Ostreobium quekettii, 324 nucleotides long. The record is from the annotation of a GenBank genome assembly. NCBI's taxonomy places the organism in Eukaryota, Viridiplantae, Chlorophyta, Ulvophyceae, Bryopsidales, Ostreobiaceae.
AUGCCCGGCAGGCACAAUCCUAGGAGCUCUUCCUGCUGCCACUGCGAGUUGAGUUGCAUGGGAGCCGUUGUACUUCUUGAGAAGGGUAUGCUUGUACGGAAGUGGAAUGUGGCCCUUUCAAUUCAAGGUACAGACAUGCGAGCCGUUAGAGGCCUGGGACAAGUGAUUUCAAGCGCGAAGGUGUUUGAGCAAAGGGUGUGCACCAUGCUGGCGAUUUGGGCCAUUUUCCACAUAUGGGCCAACUCCAUCAUCGCCUGGGUGAUUGGUGCACAUUUUGAGGCACUGGUAGUCUUGCUUCUUAUCCUAGAUAGUGACGCAGUUUAA